This is a messenger RNA of Ctenopharyngodon idella (grass carp), 2296 nucleotides long. RefSeq lists its product as uncharacterized. The record is from RefSeq and is a predicted model, not a curated record. The transcript is spliced from 3 exons. The coding region runs from base 1594 to 1980 and encodes 128 amino acids. NCBI's taxonomy places the organism in Eukaryota, Metazoa, Chordata, Actinopteri, Cypriniformes, Xenocyprididae.
AACUGCUCAAUUCAUGCAUGUGUUUCUGUGUUACUACGUGUAUGCAGACGAAACAGUGAUGAUUGAAAAGAAAGGUUUCAUUUCUAGAGAUGUACAUCAUGCUGUGUGUUCAGUGCACUGUGAGAUCUCUGUCUGAACCUGACAAUCCUCAAUCUGUAGUCCAUUUUGAUUUCACUAAGUGAUUACUGUCAAUCACGUUCCAGAUUGCUUCCACAAAAUCAGCUUUUCAGGAGGAAAGUGCAGCGCCACAUGGUCGUUUUGUUGCAAAACUGCACAGUAGAGCUCAAAAACUGGCCCAAACCCCUCAAAUUGGUAGGUUUAGUAAGCGAUUGGGGUGGAGGAUAGUAAAAAAUAAUGCCAAAUUGGACCUACAUGGCAAAAACAAUGACGCCCAAAAACGACUAUAUAUGAACUAAACUGGCCAGAGAGAGAGAAAAGAAAUACUAAAUAGGCCUAACACAUGAAUGAAGCUGUACUGAAUCUGUACUGAAUCCUCUUGAAUGAGUUUUCAUUCAGCUUUAACUGUAGUCAGUCACUGAAUGAUACUGUGAGCUUUAAUGAAGCACUGCACUCGUCUUUUCUUCCCUAUUGUGCCGUAUAUCCGAGUGAAACGCUUCUGGAACAAGAACAAAUGUAGGGCGAGGCUUGAUUUUGUCCGCUGGCAAUUGAUUAGAUAGUUGUGGUUUGCUAUUGGUGGAUCUCAUGUGAGUGACAGGUUGCCCCGCCCUUGUCAUCAGAGAAGAGAAAAGGGAGGGAAAGUAGCUCAAACAGUCAAUCAUGGCAACUCCAAGGUCAUGGGUUCGAUUCCCAGUGAAAGCAAGAACUUUUUACCCUCUUUACACUACAAAGAAUAGUAAUUACAAGUAGGCUAGUUUUGGUGAUUAAAAUUAAUGUAUUUAGGUAGAUUCAGCGUUAUUAUGUAAUGUUUUGACUUGACUAAAAUCAGUUCGUUUAGAUGUUACCUAUAGUUUAGGUAACCUUUUUUAAAGUGAAGCUACCUGAUUUUAAUGUGAAUUUAAUGUUACUUUAGUGUCAUUUUCACUCAUGUGAGUCAAUGACCCGUUUAGAAAGAAGCCAAAGCCCUGCUAGGUGAAAUAUGUCAUGAGUUGUGUAAAUAUAUCUUUCAAUAUCAGAGAGGGAGACCAUAUGUCGGACGAGAGCGCGGAGGCUUACGGCAAAGCUGCCUUAUCCACAGCAUUACAGACUCUAAGAAAGGAUUUACUUUUUAAUUCUUGAUUAGAUAGAAUGUUUCUGCUAAACGAAAGUAGAAAGAACACACACGACCUGGCCAACAUGACUCACUCACUCACACACACAGACACACACACACAAAAAAAAAAAAAAACAUUAGUGUGAUCAUCAUCAGCGCUGGAUCGUACCGCGCGCGCGCACACACAUAGCCUACACAAGCGCGCGCGCACAGCAGAGAGAGCAGGAGGAACUCGCGGUUUCCUCACAACACCUUCAGCCGCGUCUCUGAGGCGCACAAACAGCUGCCGGAGGCAAGGAUGCGCGCGCUCUCGCGCUCGUGAGAAUCUCCGCGGAUCCUUCAGUCGCACUGGAUCUGAUGCGGGACACGAAAGCGCUGCAUCCAUGACUUUACACGCGCUGCUGCUGUACGGGCUCGGACUGACUUUGGCAUCAGCACUGCUUUCCACACAGGUCGCCGGCCUGCAGUGUUACGGCUGUAACGUCUUCCACGGGCAGAAGUAUGUGGACGUGGGCUGCAGCCGUCCGGAGGUCAUCACGUGCACACACUCGCACAAGGGCUUCAAGCACCGCUUCUGCAUCAAGACGGAGAGCACGGCGCUGGGCAUCGUCCUUACCAGCGGCUGCGCCACUUCACGCCACUGUCAGCAGCAGGAACUGCCAGGCGUGAGCAUCCACUGCUGCGACUCGGACCUGUGCAACAGCGCCACCCGCCGGCCGCCGCACACACUGCAGCUGCUGCUGGCUGCGCUCCUGUGGAUGUGCUUAUGAUUCCUCUGCACCAGGAACUCUAGCAACGAGAAAGUGCACAGAACGCACAGCAUUUCCACACGGAUUUCCACUAUUACACAGUAAUGAUCUCAACACCAUCAGUCUUUAUACACGUUCAUUUUGAUUUCUCCUCAUGAGAAACAUCAUGUAAACAGUUGUUUAGUCUGUUCUAGCGCUGUAUUUUAGUUAUGUUCUGCAUGUACAUCUACAGUAAUUGCAAUAACUAUAGGUACUAAACUGAACCUGACCCUGUUUUCAAUAGAGUAAAGAUCGAUGUUCAACGUGAAGUCAGUCACCAUUAAAUCAAAAUUUACAA